GUUUUCUACUGUCUGCUGACUCAUACAGAGCACCCCGACUGUCUCAGCCAUGAGGAGCACACGAAAGAGAAACUGGUUCGAUUUGACUAUAGUCUCUCUUCUCUUGACCUUACCUACCCCUGCUGCAGUCAUGCAGGUCAGAUUAUCUGGCUCUACCUUUUGCUCUGGAAGAGUUGAAAUCUAUUACAGCAACACCUGGGGAACAGUCUGUAAUCGCACCUGGGACUUAAAUGACACUAAGGUGGUGUGCAGCGAGCUGGGCUGUGGGACAGAAAAUGCAAAUCUAAGUUCAGCUUUUGGUGAAGGAGUGGGUCAAAUCUGGCUUGUUGAUAUGAACUGUUCUGGAAGUGAAACAUCUCUAACUGGGUGUCCGCACGGAGGAUUUGGGACCAACAACUGUUCACACAGUGAGGAUGUUGGUGUGGUCUGUCCAGUGACUCCCCCACAGCCCAAUAUCUCCAUGCAUCCUGUUGGUGAGGUCACAUGGGGUGAGGACGUUACCAUCACUUGUUUGAUCUCACCUAAGACUCAACAACUUUUGAAAGGAACAUUCAUUCUGGAACAGAACCCAGCUUCAUUUACAAGCACUCAAACAUCAAGUAACAACUCUGCUUACUUCAAAAUCCUUAAUGUGGACUUCGGUAACACAGGGUCCUACCGCUGUCAGUAUCAGAUAUUGGUCGACAGUCAAAACUACAACUCGACCCAGAGUGACUCCGUCAGACUGUUGGUUACCGUGCCUUUGUGGAUGCUGGUCUCUUCAGCAGCAGGUGGAGGUCUGUUGUUGCUGUUACUGCUGGUCUUGGCCGUGGUCGUUCUGGUUGUCAGGAGAAGAAGACGAGCCAAGGAGCCAGGAAUCAUCAUCCAGAUGCGGACAGACCAAGUAGGAGCAGUGGAGGACGGGGACAGUGAUGAUCAUGAUUAUGAGGAAGAGUUCGUCCAAACUCAAUUGAGGGUCAGGAACAGUUAUGAAGAUGAGGAGGAGGUGGAUGAGGACUAUGUUAACGUUGAUCCAAUGGAUACCACGAGGACACGGACAGACCAAGUAGGAGCGGUGGAGGACGGGGACAGUGAUGAUCAUGAUUAUGAGGAAGAGUUCGUCCAAACUCAAUUGAGGGGCAGGAACAGUUAUGAAGAGGAGGAGGAGGAGGAGGAGGAGGAGGACGAGGACGAGGAGGACGAGGACGCCGACGACUAUGUGAACGUUGAGCCAGUGGACACCAUGAGGAAACAGACAAAGCAAGUGGAGGAUGAGGACAUUGCUGAUAAUGAUUAUGUGGAAGAAGAGAUUGCAGACAUUUAUGUAGUUCCUACGGAGGUUUUUGUUGAUGUAGAGGACAACAGCGAGGAACAAGGAGAUGAAGGAGAAUCCAGUGCUGAUGAAGAUGACUAUGUAAAUGUAACCCAGACAUACUGAACUGUAGAGUACAUUAUCUGAUAUUUAAUAUAUUUAAGUUUCCACUGGUCAACAGUGUCACAGAUCAUCACGGAUAAAGGACACAACCAACUAUUUACUGCCAACAUUUUUUUUUUUGUAAACUGUAAUAUUGUCAACUUUUCACUUUCAACAACAUCCAUGACUUUGAAGAAUUUCAGCCUAAAGACAGAACUCAGAGGCUCCAUCCUUAUUCACAAUUAUUCCUUUAAUGUACAUACUGGUCAAAUAUUCUUCUAUAACAUGUAAAUCAGGCAAUAUUACCAAGUAAAUAUAUAGUUUUGUAUGUAUAUGUUUAGUACAUGUGAAAAUCUUAAAGUAACAUGUGUCAAACCAACACAUCCUCAUACCUAAAUGACCAAAUAGGUUUAUUGUCAAUGACCAGUCGAGGUACAAAUGUACCAGACUAGACUUUUUGUAAGUCACGUGAAGGAAGUAAAGUCAAUUGGUUGUAAUAAGCUGCUGCACAAUCAAUUAAAAAAACAACAACUGGAAAACAACCUGA
Messenger RNA from Micropterus salmoides (largemouth bass), 1940 nucleotides. RefSeq lists its product as uncharacterized. Lineage: Eukaryota; Metazoa; Chordata; Actinopteri; Centrarchiformes; Centrarchidae. Gene Ontology annotation, cellular component: membrane. The record is from RefSeq and is a predicted model, not a curated record. The coding region runs from base 50 to 1417 and encodes 455 amino acids. The transcript has 7 exons.